Aplosporella prunicola CBS 121167 is the source of this 1572-nucleotide messenger RNA. RefSeq lists its product as uncharacterized. Lineage: Eukaryota; Fungi; Ascomycota; Dothideomycetes; Botryosphaeriales; Aplosporellaceae. Gene Ontology annotation, molecular function: transmembrane transporter activity. The transcript has 2 exons. Bases 1 to 1572 code for a protein of 523 amino acids. Gene Ontology annotation, biological process: transmembrane transport. Gene Ontology annotation, cellular component: plasma membrane; fungal-type vacuole membrane. The record is from RefSeq and is a predicted model, not a curated record.
AUGGCGCACACGCAAGCCCCUCGCGCCUCACCACCACUACCACCACCCGAAAAAACAAACAUCGACGUCGAAGCCACUGCCGCCACCACCGCUCCGCCCCCGCCUCCACACCCCUCGCCCGCCAAGCAGCCCACAACAACGCGCCUCAACGCCCUAACCACGCGCAUCGCCGCCCUCGCCGGGCUCGAGACGCGGGGCGUCGCGCGCGUGCCGCCGUCGCAGCGGGAAGCGGCGUCGCGGGCCGCGCUGGCGCAGAUCGCGCUCGUGUGGCUGAGCACAAACAUGACGGCCAACAACCUGACGCUCGCGAUGCUGGGCCCGCUGGUGUACGGGCUGGGGUUCGCGGACGCGGCGGCGCUGAGCGUGUUCGGGAGCUUGGUGGGCGUGGCUGGAGCGGCGUAUUUGGGGACGUUUGGGCCGCGGAGCGGGUGUCGCACUAUGAUUGUCGCGCGCUACUUCAUGGGCUACUACCCCUCCAAGAUUGCGUGCCUGCUCAACGUCGUCAUCAUGAUCGGUUACGGCAUGAUCGACUGCAUCGUGGGAGGGCAAAUCCUGUCGGCCGUGUCCGGCGGCCACAUGACGGUGGUGGUGGGCAUCAUCGUGGUGGCGGUGGUCAGCUGGCUGGUGGCGGCGUUCGGCAUCACCGUCUUCCACGCGUACGAGCGGUGGGCGUGGGCGCCGCAGAUGGUUGCGCUGCUGCUGCUGUACGGCGUCGCGGGCCCCAAGUUCGACACGGCGUCCGUCUCCACGGGCUCGGGCGCCACGCUGCACGGCAACCGCCUCAGCUUCUUCUCGCUGUGCCUGUCGGCGCCCGUCGCGUGGGCCCCCUCGGCCGCAGACUACUUUGUGUAUCUCAACGAGGCGACGCCGCCGUGGCAGACGUUUGCGAGCGCGUUCGCGGGCAUGGGCGUCGCCGCCGUGAUGGUGGAUCUGGCGGGGGUGGGGCUGGCGUCGGGGGCGCUGCGCGACGCAGGCUGGCGCGGCGCGUACGAGACGUCGGGCGGGGCGCUCAUCGUGGCUGGCUACGAGGGCAUUGGGGGGUUCGGGAAGUUCUGCUCCGUCGUCGUCGCACUGGGCGUUAUUGCCAACAACAUUCCGGGAACGUACUCGGCGGCGCUGGGGUUUCAGGUGCUGGGGCGAGGGCUGGCACGCGUGCCGCGGUGGGCUUGGGUGAGCGUCAGCGCCGUCAUCUACCUGGCGUGCGCGCUCGGCGGGCGCAACAGCCUGUUUGACAUUUUCGAGGACUGGCUCGCGCUGAUGGGGUACUGGGUGUGUCUGUGGAUCUGCAUCGUGGGUGAGGAGCAGGUGCUGUUCCGACGAGGGAAGGAUGCGUUUGACUGGACGGCGUGGAACGACGAGGCGCGGCUGCCGCUGGGGCUGGCGGCGCUGGCGGCCUUCUUGAUCGGGUGGGCGGGGGCGAUUGUGUCAAUGGACCAGGCGUAUUAUGUCGGGCCCAUUGCAGCCAUGGUGGGAGCGGACGGGGCGGAUCUGGGCAUCUGGGUGGGCUGUGGGUUUACGCUCGUGACGUUUCCGGGGUUGAGGUGGUUGGAGUUGAGGAGGUUCGGACGGUGA